Messenger RNA from Talaromyces proteolyticus, 866 nucleotides. RefSeq lists its product as uncharacterized. The transcript has 2 exons. The record is from RefSeq and is a predicted model, not a curated record. NCBI's taxonomy places the organism in Eukaryota, Fungi, Ascomycota, Eurotiomycetes, Eurotiales, Trichocomaceae. Bases 1 to 729 code for a protein of 242 amino acids.
AUGUUUGCUGCUUCGCUCAUUGCACUAUCCCUCGUUACAUUCCUUCCUCUCUCGAACGCCUAUCUCAUUAACACUGAUGGUCUUAAUUGCCGCUCAGGGCCUGGAACAGGCUAUUCGGUUGUGAAGACCUACAACACGGGUGAUGAUGUCUCAAUCACCUGCCAGGCUCCUGGAGAUGACGUUAAUGGAGACUCCCUCUGGGAUGAAACUUCCGAUGGCUGCUAUGUCACUGACUACUAUGUUAGCACUGGUACUAGCGGCUACGUCACUGGUGAGUGCGGUGGUGGUGGUGGUGGUGGAAAUCUCCCGGGUCUUGACGAUACACAAUCAUCCCAUGCCCAAGCCAUUAUCGCAGAGGCUGAGAAGGAGAACCUUGGGCAUCAAGGCUGUCUUGCUGGUAUUGCAACUGCUCUCACCGAGUCGAGCAUUUUGGUUUACGCAAACGAGGCCGUCCCAGAGUCAUUGAAUUACCCGUACGAUGCAGUUGGCAGCGACCACGAUAGCAUUGGGAUUUUCCAACAGCGCGCCAUGUACUAUCCCGAUAUCAGCGCGGAUAUGGACCCUGCCGGGUCCGCGGCACAGUUCUUCGCCAAGAUGCAGGCUGUCAGUGGAUGGCAAACUAUGGAUGUUGGUGAGCUAUGCCAGACGGUUCAAGGAUCUGCUUAUCCAGACCGAUAUAACGAGAAUUUGUCUGCUGCUGAAGCGAUCUGCUCUGCUGCUAGUGAUUAAAGGGGCUUCAAUGGCCGAUGCCACCGUCUUCUCUUGUAUUUUAUAUAUUUUCCUACUUGUGACCAAUAACUCCAUAGGAAUGAAGAAAUCUGUAAAUACCAGCAAAAGCACAUAUACUAUUCCUUAUUGAAAUAAAU